AUGGCUUGCGAGGCCUGCAUCCGGGGUCACAGGGUGAGCGGGUGCAAUCAUUCGGAUCGUAAGCUCUUGCCGAUCGCGAAAAAGGGCCGUCCAGUGUCUCAGUGUAAUCACUGCCGUCAGAUGCGGAAGGCUCGUUCUGCCCAUGUUAAAUGUGAUUGCGGCGAGAGACUUGCUUUGUUGAAGGAGUCAAAGGCAGCUGGAAAGCCCGUCCCGGCUACUGCCUCUGCAUGCCACUCCUCGACUACUCCUGCUACGGCUGCACCGUCAGAGGAAGGCGAUACUAAAGACCCUUCAUCGGCUUGCCUAUGUUGUCACGGAGGACGUUGCACAUGCGCACUGAAGAAAGAACAUUUGGAUUCUGUUCCUGAGUUAGCUACACCUGCCACCUGCGCUUCAAUAGCCCCUACCACAACUGCCACAGCCACGGUGGAAACCCGAAAACCUCGUCUCCAAGCGACGCACUCUGAGGGCUCCCUUACCACCCUUCACACUUUCGCCAACGGGCAUCACCGACCGACCCACAAGCAUCAUGGAAGUAUCCAUGGAUCAUCUCCUUACACAAUCCCACAUGUCGGUCACACAGGCCAUACAUUUGGCGAGCACAUUGGCGGCUGCACAAAAGCGCCUCCUGCUACUGUGUCUGCACCUCCAAGUGCUGCGUCCCAGAAGCCUCGCCGUAUCAAGUCCGAGCACUCUUCUCCAGACCUAAGGAGUUAUCCUGCCCUAAAGAUGGCCAAUACAGGCAUUACCCCUCUGGAGUUGACCCCCCAGCUUCCGCAGCCCAUCAAAUCGGUAUCGAGCCGUGUCGCACCUGGACUCAGUGUCAACACCAACGCUCCUUACACCAUGCAUGAAUUCCGUAGCCAGGAGUUGUUGCCAUCAGCAGAUUCAGAAUGCAGCUUCCAAUUCUCGGCUGGAUUGUAUCCGCCUCAAUCUGCGGGGUGGCCUCCCUCCUAUAAUGCAUUUGAUAAUGCCACGUUUGACGAACAGCCCCUGGAUACGGGAGUUGAUUACUCGGUAUCGCAGCUGGACAUUGGGAACUACCUCCGCUUCCAGCCAUCUGCCGGACUGAAUGGAUCUGUGUCUGGAGACGAGAUUGAUGACUUUAUUGGUCCAGUGAACGGGCCUGGCGGUCCCGGCGGAGCCAGGACGGUUACAAGGUCUUCCUCGUCGGACACUUCGGACCAGGCCGAAUCAGACUUCCGUGUUAGUGCCGCGUCAUCAUUUGUGGCUUUGCAGCAGGCUUCAUCCGCGCUACUUCCAGAAAACAGCUACGAGGAUUUAGAAAAUCUGAACACAGCUAUGGGACCUAUGCAACCUACAGAUCCCUCAUAUGGGUUGAUCAUUGGCACUGUCGACAGGGCUCUUGAUAAUGAGACUAGGGGCUUGAGUUUGUACGGGGGGUAUUCAGAUGGGUUUUUGAGUCUAAAGAAUAUGGCUACUACAAAGGCGGCGGAACUCGGUGGAGUGUCUUCUUCGCUACCACCGGCUGAUGAUGGAGACUACCUGUGGAUGGCACGACCGAUAACUCUAAACUCUGUUCAGGAUGGAGCUCCCCCACCUGAGCCCUGGAUCAGCUAGCAUUUGGAGGGCUGAGGGGUUUGUGAGAUGUCAGAAGUGAAGGAAUAUAGAAGGGGCUGAAGGGAGGAGGAUUUAAGGGAAAUGGAGAGUGAAAUGGAAGCGGAAGUUUUUUUUGGGGGGGGGGUAGGGAGGAAAAGAUGUUGGAAAAACUUGAUGCUGGAGGUGAAAUAUUCGUUUUCUUCUGGUGUCAAGCGUUGUAAAAGGAAAUUCAUCUUUUUUCUUUUUCAACUCUUUUCAUUUUUUUCACUCUUUCUCCCUCUCUUACUCUCGCGCACACAGAUACAGUACAAGGCGAUGGGACAUGUUCGUUUUUUUGUUCAAGUUUGCUUCAUUUCUCUCGCCUUCCCCGACAGACAAGCCUUCCGAUGCCCAAGGGGGAAAGAAAAAAAAUGAACAAAAAAAGGAGCCUAAAUCAUGUUCAAGGUCACUGGUUGAUUGAUCGAUUGAAUAAUGCGCGGCGCAGUACAGGGGUCGCCAUCAGCAUCAUCAUCCCCGGUCCUUCGGACAAUUUAUUCCUGGGUUUUAUCUUGAUUUUUUUAUCUCCUCCUCCAUUCUGUUUCCCAUUCCCGUUUGCCAGAUUAGCUCUGUAGUUGGGUCUCUUAUUCUUUUUUUCUUGGUUUUCUCCCAUUUAUGCAAGACUAUAUAUAGAGGGUGUAUUUUUUUUUUUCUUUUCUUCUCAACGUUUAUGUUUGUUUCAUUGAAAUGUUUACUGGGGGUUUUUCAUUUGAUUUAUCUUUUUUUUUUUUUUUUGGGGGGGGGGGGUUGAAUUUGGCUGAAUGGCUGCUAUCAAUCUAUUGUAUCUGUUGCACGUGGGAUUGUGUGGUGUACGUUCGUUCGCUCGUUCGCCUGCAUCCACUCAUGCCAUGCUAUGCCAUGCAACGACGGUAGUUAGUUUAGCUGAGUUAGAUUGUUGGUUCGGUUUGCCGAGUUGCGCGUUGUUGGGAUGAUGGAUUAUGGUUACGAUGUUAUGCUGUUGAUGUUAUGUUUCUUAGUACUUUUACCAUUAUAUCUCUUUCGGCUCUUUCUUUCUAUC
Molecule: messenger RNA, 2614 nt
Organism: Tuber melanosporum (Perigord truffle)
Lineage: Eukaryota; Fungi; Ascomycota; Pezizomycetes; Pezizales; Tuberaceae
Exons: 3
Coding region: 1-1581 (526 amino acids)
Biological process (GO): intracellular copper ion homeostasis; intracellular iron ion homeostasis; positive regulation of transcription by RNA polymerase II
Cellular component (GO): nucleus
Molecular function (GO): RNA polymerase II cis-regulatory region sequence-specific DNA binding; copper ion binding; DNA-binding transcription factor activity, RNA polymerase II-specific
Source: RefSeq, a predicted model, not a curated record